Messenger RNA from Exophiala bonariae, 273 nucleotides. RefSeq lists its product as uncharacterized. The transcript is spliced from 2 exons. Lineage: Eukaryota; Fungi; Ascomycota; Eurotiomycetes; Chaetothyriales; Herpotrichiellaceae. The coding region runs from base 1 to 273 and encodes 90 amino acids. The record is from RefSeq and is a predicted model, not a curated record.
AUGGAUAGUAUAUCACAAAUUCAAGACCCGGCUACAAAGCAGGCAGCAACAGCAGGUGUCAACCAAGCGAACUCUGGUAUACGUCAGAUUGCUUCCGCAAUUAUUGCUGGCGAAGCUCCUCCCCAAGAGGGACGAGAGAUCACUGAAGCCGGGUUGACUGCUGCAGGUCAGGCACUAGCAGCAGGGGACACCUCUGAUCAAGCUGUUGUUGAGGCGCAAGAGAGCCUCGAUGAUGCUGUGGCAUCUGGACAGGAUGUAGUCGCCAAUUGUUAG